Molecule: messenger RNA, 615 nt
Organism: Nylanderia fulva
Lineage: Eukaryota; Metazoa; Arthropoda; Insecta; Hymenoptera; Formicidae
Source: RefSeq, a predicted model, not a curated record
GAUCUGUCAUGGCCUAAAAUACCUCUACGUCGUUUAAAUCAUAACGUCGAUGAUAUUAUCGAACCUCCGUGUAUGGUUACUGUAAUAGGAACUCCUAGAAAAAAUCGCAGUAUAAUGCAAGCUGGUACGUGUCAACACACUAGAUCGAAAUUGAAUCAAAAGUAUGAAAUACCCACGCACAUACCGAAAAGAUUGCCUGGUUCUACAGAUCCACGUUUUAAAAGACCGAUAUCGACGCGACAGAAGGCCGAGAAGUCAGAUGAAUCUUAUUGUGACACAAUGAAGAAUGGCAAACAAAUGGUGGAAAUGAAUAUGCAUGCUUUGCAAGAACUUAAGAAGUCUGAAAAUAGAUUGCAGAGAACGAUUGAAAAUAUGGACAAUUGUUAUAAUACAAAUAAAUUAUUAGAAAGUGUUACGAAGGAAGAAAUGACCAUUAUUGAUUGUCCUAUUAAAAAUGAACAAUUUGUUUCGGAAGCCGAUCAUCGUAAAACAGUAAACUUGCAACGUGUUAUUAAUGAACAAUGCAAUCUCGAAGAUAGAUUUCCUCAAGUACAAAAACAAGCAUUCCAGAACAUAAUGUAAAGACCGACAAUAUUUCCCAUUGUGAAACCUCCG